AUGACUAAGGUUGUAAUUCACCAUGCCGAGAUGUCCUUGACUCCGAACCGCCUCUGGACCUUCCGCAUUACCGGUGACCUACCGAUCUAUCUCCGCAAUGCGCGCAAACGUGGAGAAGAUCUCAUUGGCGUAAACAGCGUGCAAGCUGUGCGAAGUUGCGGUGGAAAAGCUCGAGGUACUUGUUCAGCAUGCACCUUGCCUAUGCUUGGCGCACGAUUCACUCCUCCCAAAGGAUUUCAUAAUGACUUUCUCGGAAUAAGGCACGAUGGCAAAUUCAUGAUUGACUGGAAAUCUGGCGAGCGAGCUCGACAACCAAUAAGUAUCAUGAACAGGGUGUAUGACAGUGAAAGCGUCAUUGAUAACGGUUGCGUAUGGAUAUCCUUGGAUAAUUAUCGACGUGCGACGGACGCUUUUACCAACAAGUCCAUGUCUCGGUUCAGCAUCCCAGUCUCGUCGAUGUCAGCAGCGAGCAUCUUCGCAGAGGCGGACGGGCUCGGAACUAUCCAGCCAGCCAGUUUCGUUCGCGUGCCGAGGACUGUACGGCUGAUUCUUAGCGGAGAUGUUUCCUUAGGCAUGCUUCACAACUCAAUGAGAUCUACCUUGGCUACCCUAUACGAGUGCACGAAUCAAGACUCUUAA
Desarmillaria tabescens is the source of this 639-nucleotide messenger RNA. RefSeq lists its product as uncharacterized. The record is from RefSeq and is a predicted model, not a curated record. Lineage: Eukaryota; Fungi; Basidiomycota; Agaricomycetes; Agaricales; Physalacriaceae. The transcript has 6 exons. The coding region runs from base 1 to 639 and encodes 212 amino acids.